Molecule: messenger RNA, 2041 nt
Organism: Tarenaya hassleriana
Lineage: Eukaryota; Viridiplantae; Streptophyta; Magnoliopsida; Brassicales; Cleomaceae
Product: protein LAZ1 homolog 1
Exons: 9
Coding region: 391-1821 (476 amino acids)
Biological process (GO): transport
Molecular function (GO): transporter activity
Source: RefSeq, a predicted model, not a curated record
UUGGGCUCUCUCUCUUCAACACGGAAAAAGAGGACAGAAAAUUCAACCGAGGAAAAAAAGAGAUCUCCUUUCUCCGAGAAAUCUUUUCCUGGGCUCGAUUUUCUCGGAAAUUUAUCUCCUUUGGACGAGCAAGUUCGAACCCACUGAGGGAUUCAGUUUUUUUCUCUUCGGUAGUCUGCUCCUAUCGAAUCUAAGUUCUCUUUGCAACGCAAAGUUUUGACAAAGGUUCUGUCUUUUUCGGGUGAAAGUCGUGAUGGCAUAAGGAGAAAAGUCGGUGUCUUCGUGUCUAUUAUGCAUCUGCGAGCAGUAGAACAGUUGAUUCAGCUUUUGAAAAACAGUUAAUCCUCUUGGUUAAUGUAAGCAUUGCUUCUGUCAUUUUGUUGUCUGUAAAUGGGCUGGAAGAUUGUCCUCUGCUCUCUGGUUUUGUGUCUUGGUUGGGCGGAGUCCUCAAGUAGAUCCAGGAAUAUAUGGCUUCCGAGCCUUGGCACUGAUUUGGGCAAAGCCUUCAGUUGGCCAAUUUUUAGUGCCAGCAUUUUCGUCAGCGUUGCUAUUAUCCUCUCCAUGUACCUUAUCUUCGAGCACUUGGCUUCUUAUAAUCAGCCAGAGGAGCAAAAGUUUCUCAUCGGACUUAUUCUGAUGGUUCCUGUUUACGCUCUAGAGUCGUUGUUGUCAUUGUUGAACUCAGAAGCAGCUUUCAACUGUGAGGUGAUUCGAGAUUGCUAUGAAGCCUUUGCACUCUACUGUUUUGAGAGAUAUCUGAUAGCUUGCCUAGGUGGAGAAGAGCGAACAAUUGAAUUCAUGGAACAGCAGACAGUUAUUAGUCCAAGCACUCCUCUUCUAGAAGACUCGUGCUAUGGAGUUGUCGAACAUCCUUUCCCUUUGAAUUGCUUCCUAAAGGAUUGGAAUCUUGGUCCUGAGUUUUAUCAUGCCGUGAAAAUUGGCAUUGUUCAAUAUAUGAUACUGAAGUUGAUCUGUGCUCUGUUGGCAAUGGUCCUUGAAGCUUUCGGAGUUUAUGGCGAAGGGAAGUUUGAGUGGAAAUACGGAUACCCGUAUCUGGCUGUGGUUCUCAAUUUCAGCCAGACUUGGGCAUUAUAUUGCCUUGUACAGUUCUAUUCUGUCAUAAAAGAUAAGCUGGCACCGAUCAAGCCACUGGCCAAAUUUUUAACAUUUAAGUCUAUCGUCUUCCUCACGUGGUGGCAAGGUAUUGCGGUCGCGUUCUUGUUCUCGAUGGGAAUCUUUAACGGAUCUUUGGCUAAGGAACUGAAAACACGUAUACAGGACUACAUCAUCUGUAUCGAGAUGGGUAUUGCUGCAGUAGUCCAUCUCUAUGUCUUCCCUGCAGCGCCUUACAAGCGUGGGGAAAGAUGUGUUCGUAAUGUGGCCGUUAUGUCGGACUAUGCCUCUUUAGGUGUACCUCCUGACCCGGAAGAGGUGCAGGACUGUGAAAGAUCUACUAGGAUGCGCUAUGCUAGAUAUGGUGACGACGGGGAAAAACGCUUGAAUUUCCCGCAAAGUGUCCGUGAUGUGGUUCUUGGUAGCGGUGAAAUUAUUGUGGAUGACAUGAGGUUCACAGUCUCACAUGUUGUGGAACCUGUAGAGAGGGGAAUCGGGAAAAUAAACCAAAAGUUUCAUCAGAUAUCUGAAAACGUCAGACGAUACGAGCAGCAGAGGCGGUCGUCGUCGUCGUCUAAGGAUGAUUCUUUCCUCAUUCCAUUGAAUUCAUGGACGAAGGAAUUCUCGGAAGUUCAUGAAAAGAUGCAGGAAGGGAGUGUCAGCGACAGCGGUCUGCAGAAAGGAAAGAGGCAAAAUCGCCGUUCUUGACUUGUAGAAUGUGCAGAGUUCUAGGGUUCAUCUUUCAAGACCAUCUAACAGAAGGAAUUUGUAGAGGAGGAUACACUGGGAAAGGGGAUGGCUGACUGGUUUAUUCAUGUAUUGUAUAGAACUUAGAGGAAAGCAAGAACUCCUAAUGGGUGUGUAUGUAGAGAUCCAGAGAUAGUGAUUUUCAUGCAUACACUUGUAUUGAACGUGACAGAUUCAGAUC